Haliotis rufescens (red abalone) is the source of this 1170-nucleotide messenger RNA. Its product is annotated as CCAAT/enhancer-binding protein beta-like. The transcript is spliced from 2 exons. The record is from RefSeq and is a predicted model, not a curated record. NCBI's taxonomy places the organism in Eukaryota, Metazoa, Mollusca, Gastropoda, Lepetellida, Haliotidae. Gene Ontology annotation, molecular function: DNA-binding transcription factor activity, RNA polymerase II-specific; RNA polymerase II cis-regulatory region sequence-specific DNA binding. The coding region runs from base 197 to 838 and encodes 213 amino acids. Gene Ontology annotation, biological process: DNA-templated transcription; regulation of transcription by RNA polymerase II.
CGUCACAUCAUUCAACGAAUCUUACUCGCAGAGCAAAUUUGACAUCAAGGCUUAAGCUGAUACUAAGAAGCUGUAGUUGACCACACGUGUUGUGUUGUCAUUAACCGCCAAGAUAGAUUCCUUACACUCUGCCUUCCCGAUUCCGUCUUUUACAGACGCAUUCCCUGGAUCACCAUGUCCGAGCGUAGGAGAAAUUAUGGAUACCCUCCAGAUGUACGACACGCCUCUUAUCGAAGCCAGUAAAGAUUCCGCCCUGGCUUCACAGCAACACGCCCAGGUCGUGAAAACAGAACUGACAAGUCCGGUACAAACGGACUUCGUGGCACUUGGACCAGCGUCUUCUACCGCAUAUCCGACAACUGUCUGUAUGCCUGAGUUCGAGCAGCUAGCAUCCGGAUCGGAGGAUUCCCAGAGCGUAUGGGACCAGGCAAUCAAGGCCGAGGACGCGGCUUACAGUGCCUGCAGUGAGACGACCACGUUCACAUCCCUCACUAACUUGGCUUCACCAACUGUGUCAUCCUCCAGUCAGAUCGGAAGCCCCGGACCGGUUCGAUCCCCAAGUGGGAAAGGGAGCUCCAGGAAACGUCAGUUACCUAAAGGCACUGAAGAGUAUAUAGAGAAGCGAGCAAGGAACAAUAUUGCUGUGAGGAAGUCCCGUGCUAAGGCGAAGGAAAAGCAGAAACAGACAGAAGGCCGGGUAAGCAACCUUGUUGGAGAGAACGAGAGACUGCAGAAGAAAGUUGAUCUUUUGACCAAAGAACUGAACGUUUUGAAAGGCUUAUUUAUUAAUGUUGGAGCUGCACUACCAUCAAGCUUCGCCAAGCUUUUGGAGUCGUGACCCGAACCCCCGACAUAGUGUUCUCGAACAAGGACUUGAGUAUCGUUUCUGUGAAUGUGACAUUGCCGACUCCAAAUCAUCCUGUUGUGAUCUAGGAACCCUUGUCUGUACUCCUGUGUGCUCAUCUUGGCAACUUGACAACUUUGACAAUGACAUUUUUAGUUUCAAGUGUUCAUUUCAUUUUAGUGGAUGUCGGAUCUGUCCACAUGACAAACCCAUCGCCUGGAUUUCUCAUUUCAUAGUGUAUAUUGUGCAUUCUGAAUUCAUAUAUCAUGUUGUCAUUUUUACAAUGUUAUCACUAUUAAAUGUCAAAUAUUUAACAAUCUCAAAAA